Messenger RNA from Drepanopeziza brunnea f. sp. 'multigermtubi' MB_m1, 1443 nucleotides. Lineage: Eukaryota; Fungi; Ascomycota; Leotiomycetes; Helotiales; Drepanopezizaceae. The record is from RefSeq and is a predicted model, not a curated record.
AUGGCUUUUCGCGCAUCAUCAACAUUGGCUUUCGCCCGCCUCACACGACCUGCACCCUCGCAGACGCAAAUAUCUGCAAUUACAUCGCCAAAUGGGCUUCGUUUCUAUUCAGCUCCAGUCGAUGGUACAAUUCCUGCUGCAAAGCAAAAAUACGUUCCGACGAGUGGCACCUAUCCCAAGGGAUUCCUGGUUUCGGGCACUCACGUCGGAGUGAAGCCUACAAACAAGAGCACUCCGGACUUGGCCUUCCUGGCGUCAGAGACACCAUGCGGUGCCGCUGCAGUAUUCACGAAGAACAAGUUCCAGGCAGCUCCUGUGACUGUCAGUAGGAACAUGCUGAAUAGAAGGGGCAACAGCGGAGUCCGCUCAGUCAUCGUGAACUCGGGCUGCGCGAACGCCGUGACAGGGAAGGGCGGAAUGGAGGACGCUGAGAAGAUGGGCACAGAGGCAGACAAAUGCUUUGAUCUGCCAAAAGAUGGUAAGGGAGGAAGUAGUAUAGUUAUGAGCACUGGUGUAAUUGGUCAGAGGUUGCCGAUACAGAAGAUAUUGCAGAGGAUACCAUUCGCAUACGAUGCUUUGGGAUCGUCACACGACCACUGGCUCGCUGCUGCCAGAGCUAUCUGCACAACCGAUACGUUCCCGAAGUUGAUUUCUCGAACGUUCUCUCUGCCGUCAUCCCCAUCUGUCGAAUACAGGAUAGCUGGUAUGACCAAGGGGGCAGGUAUGAUACAUCCCAAUAUGGCCACGUUAUUGGGGAUGAUCGCUACAGAUGCUCCAAUUGCUCCCCAACUCCUGCCAUCUCUACUUACGAAUGCUGUCAACAAGUCCUUCAACAGUAUCUCGAUCGACGGUGAUACCUCAACAAACGAUACGGUAGCAUUACUUGCUAACGGUGCUGCUGGAGGUGAACAGGUCACUUCUGGGUCAUCGAGAGACUACGCCACUUUUCAGAACAUAUUGUCCGACUUUGCUACUGAUCUAGCCAAGCUCGUCGUCCGAGACGGAGAAGGAGCCACAAAGUUCGUCACCAUCCGAGUUACCGAGUCUUCGUCUGAGGUUGCAGCGCGGAAGAUUGCAAGCACAAUCGCAAGGUCGCCUCUAGUCAAGACAGCUUUAUACGGCAAGGAUGCCAAUUGGGGCCGUAUCUUGUGUGCAACUGGGUACUCCUUGAUAUCCGAGCCAGGACAAGAAAUCAACCAGGUGGAUGAGAUUGUGCCAGCAAAGACUAGUGUCUCUUUCAUUCCAUCUGAUGGCUCACCGGAGCUAAAAUUGUUGGUGAAUGGAGAGCCCGAAACUGUGGAUGAAGCCCGCGCUUCGGAGAUAUUGGAGCAUGAAGACUUGGAGAUUCUCGUUCGCUUGAGAGGUGGUAAUGAGGAAGCCACUUAUUGGACGUGUGACUAUAGCCACGAAUAUAUCACGAUCAACGGGGACUACCGCACAUGA